This is a messenger RNA of Endocarpon pusillum Z07020, 1596 nucleotides long. RefSeq names its product GPI mannosyltransferase 1. NCBI's taxonomy places the organism in Eukaryota, Fungi, Ascomycota, Eurotiomycetes, Verrucariales, Verrucariaceae. The record is from RefSeq and is a predicted model, not a curated record. The transcript has a single exon. Gene Ontology annotation, biological process: GPI anchor biosynthetic process. Gene Ontology annotation, cellular component: glycosylphosphatidylinositol-mannosyltransferase I complex; membrane. Gene Ontology annotation, molecular function: alpha-1,4-mannosyltransferase activity; GPI mannosyltransferase activity. Bases 1 to 1596 code for a protein of 531 amino acids.
AUGGACCUCCUCUCCCUUCUUGCUCCUCCCAAAGUCACUCGAUCCCUUCUCACAUCGCCUUCCUCCUUGUUUUCGGCUGCCCUCUCCCUCCGCAUCGUCCUACUCCUCUACGGCCUCUACCAGGACGCCCAUGGCCCUUUGAAAUAUACCGACAUCGACUAUGGCGUCUUUACCGACGCAGCUCGCUAUGUUUCUUAUGGUCACUCCCCGUACCUGCGAGAUACUUACCGCUACACACCCUUGUUGGCGUGGAUACUACUCCCAACCACGUGGGAACCACAAUACAUCUGGUUCAGUUUCGGGAAAGCGUUGUUCGCGGUCAGUGACAUUCUAGCAGGAUGGAUGAUCUUCGUCGUAUUACAGAAAACAGGCACGAGUCAGAUGCGCGCUUUGAAAUACUCUAGUAUCUGGCUACUCAAUCCAAUGGUGGCUACCAUUUCCACUCGAGGGAGUAGUGAAGGUCUACUCUGUGUCAUGGUUAUGGCGCUGCUCUGGGCAACGGAGAUGCGUCAUAUUGCACUUUCUGGCGUGUUGCUGGGUUUGGCUGUGCAUUUCAAGAUCUACCCCUUUAUCUAUGGUGUCAGCAUUUUGUGGUCGCUAGAAUCGCCAGCUCCAAUCACAUCGAGGCCAGCAGUCAAAGAGGAAACCCAUACAUCGAUACUUGGUACAUUGUCCACGUUUCUAAACCAAGAUCGAUUAGUGUUCAUUUUCACAUCUCUGGCUACCUUUUCAGGUCUAAAUAUCAGCAUGUUCGCUUUGUAUGGCACACCGUUCAUGCAGCAGACCUACCUGCACCACCUGACUCGAAUCGAUCACCGCCACAACUUUAGUCCAUACAACAUACUUCUAUACCUCUCUUCCGCCAAGAUCGUCACCACUGCCCAUUUGUCAAGCCUACGCUUCGAAUCCCUGGCCUUCAUCCCUCAACUCUUGCUUUCAACCCUCCUCAUUCCCGUCAGCAUCUCCAAGUCCUCCUUUCCCCGCGCCAUGCUUGCGCAAACCUUCGCAUUCGUAACAUUUAACAAGGUUUGCACAUCACAGUACUUCCUCUGGUAUCUCAUCUUCCUUCCCAUCUACCUUCCUGACUCGGUCUUGAUUCGAAAUCCAGCUUUGGGGCUAGGUGUGCUAGGAGCAUGGGUUGCAGGACAGGCGGUAUGGCUCUGGCAGGGCUAUAAACUAGAGAUGUUGGGCGAGAGCAGCUUCGUGCCAGGAUUGUGGUCAAGCAGCCUACUCUUCUUCGCGGUGAAUUGUUGGAUCUUGGGAAUCAUCAUUUCAGAUCAUGGACCGGAGGACCACGGCUUAGGCCCUGCUCCGGAGAAGGGGAAGGAUAAGGUGGGCACGAUAUAUCCACGAGAGAAAACGUUGAAAGAGGAGGGUGUGCGUGGCGUGGAGGAGGACGACAGUGACGAGGAGAGUGACGUCGAAGAGAUACCCCGAGAACAAACAGUCGAAGAGAUGGUUCGAGAAGAAAUGAAGAGGAGGAGGCAGGAUGCCCGUACCGGUGUUAGUUCGACUGCUAGUGACCGACAGCAAACAGACAUCCUGCUGGGUGAAUACAUGGACGAUAUACGGAGUCUUGUCCCACCCAACGAAUGA